AUGGCAUAUAGAAGGAUCUGUGUGUCUGCAAAAUGCUACCAGGAGGCUGAGCCCUACGUCAACUGUGGGACUCAGUCCUUUUGUUUCCUAGCCAAGGAGUAUGGGGUUGGUUUGAAACAGAAGUAUGAAGAAGGGAAAAAGCGAAGGAAACCUGAUUAUAGUAGUGUUGACCUCUCUGAGGUGGAGUGGGAAGACCGAGAUGAUGUGUUGAGAAACGCCAUGGUGAAUCGGAAGACGGGGAAGUUUUCCAUGGAGGUGAAAAAGACAGUGGACAAAGGGAAACGGGUUUUGGUGAUGACAAAUGACUACUAUUAUACAGACAUCAAGGGUACUCCUUUCAGUUUAGGUGUGGCGCUGUCCAGAGGCCAUGGGAAGUAUUUCUUCCGAGGGAAUGUGACCAUCGAGGAAGGCCUGCAUGACUUAGAGCACCCUGAUGUGUCCUUGGCAGAUGAAUGGUCCUACUGCAACACUGACCUGCACCCUGAGCAUCGCCAUCUGUCUCAAUUAGAAGCUAUUAAGCUCUACCUCAAAGGAAAAGAGCCUUUGCUCCAAUGUGAUAAGGAAUUGAUCCAAGAAGUCCUUUUUGACGCUGUGGUGAGUGCCCCCAUUGAGGCAUAUUGGACCAGCCUGGCCCUCAACAAAUCUGAGAAUUCUGACAAGGGCGUGGAGGUUGCCUUCCUCGGCACUCGCACAGGCCUCUCAAGAGUCAACCUGUUUGUUGGGGCUGAGCAGCUCACCAACCAGGACUUCCUGAAAGCUGGAGACAAGGAGAACAUUUUUAAUGCAGACCAUUUCCCUCUCUGGUACCGACGAGCCGCUGAGCAGAUUCCAGGGAGCUUCGUCUACUCCAUCCCGUUCAGCACAGGAACAGUUAACAAAAGUAACGUGGUGACAGCGAGUACCUCCAUCCAGCUCCUGGAUGAACGGAAAUCUCCUGUGGUGGCAGGAACAGUUAACAAAAGUAACGUGGUGACAGCGAGUACCUCCAUCCAGCUCCUGGAUGAACGGAAAUCUCCUGUGGUGGCAGCUGUAGGCAUUCAGAUGAAACUUGAAUUUUUCCAAAGGAAGUUUUGGACUGCCAGCAGACAGUGUGCCUCACUGGAUGGCAAAUGCUCCAUCAGCUGCGAUGACGAGACUGUGAACUGUUACCUCAUAGACAAUAAUGGAUUUAUUCUAGUGUCUGAAGACUACACACAGACUGGAGACUUUUUUGGUGAGGUCGAGGGAGCUGUGAUGAACAAAUUGUUAACAAUGGGUUCAUUUAAAAGAAUCACCCUUUAUGACUACCAAGCCAUGUGCAGAGCCAACAAGGAAAGCAGCGGCGGCGCCCACGGUCUCCUGGACCCUUAUAAUGCCUUCCUCUCUGCAGUAAGAUGGAUAAUGACAGAACUUGUCUUGUUCCUGGUGGAAUUUAACCUCUGCAGUUGGUGGCACUCGGAUAUGACAGCUAAAGCCCAGAAAUUAAAACAGACCCUGGAGCCUUGUGAUACUGAAUAUCCAGCAUUUGUCUCUGAGCGCACCAUCAAGGAGACCACAGGGAACAUUGCUUGUGAAGACUGCUCCAAUAAACUUUUGAUUGGAGUACAGAAAAGCGUCCAACCCAUAAGUUUGCAGCUUGAUGAAUUUUCACAAAGUGAACAGCCUGUACAACCAGCACUCAAGAAGGGAGAGAGCACUGCAAGCUCCCCAGAAGUCCCUGCCUGUUCCCUUCUAG
Galeopterus variegatus (Sunda flying lemur) is the source of this 1714-nucleotide messenger RNA. RefSeq names its product voltage-dependent calcium channel subunit alpha-2/delta-3-like. NCBI's taxonomy places the organism in Eukaryota, Metazoa, Chordata, Mammalia, Dermoptera, Cynocephalidae. The annotation marks the transcript as partial. Gene Ontology annotation, cellular component: voltage-gated calcium channel complex. The record is from RefSeq and is a predicted model, not a curated record. The transcript is spliced from 21 exons. Gene Ontology annotation, molecular function: voltage-gated calcium channel activity.